Molecule: messenger RNA, 909 nt
Organism: Leishmania braziliensis MHOM/BR/75/M2904
Lineage: Eukaryota; Euglenozoa; Kinetoplastea; Trypanosomatida; Trypanosomatidae
Product: putative Pyridoxal kinase
Exons: 1
Coding region: 1-909 (302 amino acids)
Biological process (GO): pyridoxal 5'-phosphate salvage
Cellular component (GO): cytosol
Molecular function (GO): pyridoxal kinase activity
Source: RefSeq, a predicted model, not a curated record
AUGUCAAGUGAUAAGAAUGUGCUGUCGAUCCAGUCCCAUGUGACACAUGGGUAUGUGGGCAACAAGGCCGCUACGUUUCCAUUGCAGCUCCACGGGUUUGAUGUCGAUGCCAUCAACACGGUAAGCCUGUCGAACCACAGCGGCUAUCCAGUCAUCAAGGGCCAUCGCAUGGAUCUCACGGAGUUCACCACUCUCUUGGAUGGCCUUCGCGCCAACGAUUUCUUGAGCGACUACGCGUACGUGCUGACUGGGUACAUCAACAACGCCGACAUCAUCCGCCACGUAGCGGCGACCGUCGCCGAGGUUCGAGAGAAGCGCCAGCAGCAGGGGAAAAAGGAUAUCGUGUUUUUCUGUGACCCCGUGAUGGGUGACGACGGGAGGUUGUACUGCAAGGAAGAGGUGGUGGCAGCAUACAGGGAGCUGGUUGCCCACGCGAAUAUUGCCACGCCGAACUACUUCGAGGCGUCGAUCCUGAGUACUGUAGAGGUGAAAGAUCUCAUGUCGGCGAUCGAGGCGGCGAACUGGUUUCACGAGCAGGGCACGCCCACGGUGGUGAUUAAGUCCUUCACAAUGCCAGACGACCCGACACACCUUCGCUUCUUGCUUUCAUGCCACGACAAAGUGACAGGGUCGACGAAGCGCUACACGGGGGUAGUGCAGUACUACGAGGGGCGCUACACGGGGACGGGUGACGUGUUUGCGGCCUCGCUGGUGGCGUUUGCACACAACCACCCCAUCGAUUUGGCGGUCGGCAAGGCAAUGGGGGUAUUGCAGGAUCUGAUCAAAGCCACAGUCGAGCGCGGUGGAUCGGGAAAGGCGACACUGAACUCCCGCGAGCUGCGCGUGACGAGCGACCCUGACCGACUGCUGCAUCCGUCCACCGUGAUUUCGGUGACACCGCUGCCGUAG